AUGCGGUCCUUUCUCCGAUUUUUCGCUGUUUUCUUGAUGUUCACCAUGAUUUUCGCAGGGGAGGAGGACGAAAUGAGUCUGAAAAGGAUAUUGGAUGUGAAGAGUUUGGCUAAGCUGAUAUCGGUAAGUGUUUCGAAUAUUUUUGAGUUGGUUUUUAGGACAAAACGGCUGGAAUCAGAGUUUUGGAUUGCACCUAUGCAGUCGGGCCUAAACCCGAUUAUAAACAAUUCAAAGAGCAAUGGUAUGCAAAGUUUGAGAGGUUGAUGGCACGACCAACACAGUAAGGGAGCUAUGUCUAAGCUUUACGGGGUUCUUCCGGGUUGAAAAAUGGGAAAAUUUUGGAUAUCAAAUAUAUUAUACUUGGUUGAAAAGAUGGCGAAUUUUGAUUGUAAAUCUAUUUCAAAUAGAUGUGCAAGGGAUGUUUACAGUUCAUUUUUGCUGUUUAGGAGUAGUUUGAUCUUUUUCGAGACUGCAGUCCACCGAAUUUUACAAGAGUAUAUUAUCCAUGAAGAAAGAAGGCAAUUUUUGAUCGAAGCAAGGAAUUGUAAUAACGAAAGGGGUUGUUGAUUGUUUCUAAAUAACUUUUACCAUCCAUCAUCUCUGUUUGAUUCGUUUGUGAAGGCUUUUUGAUAUUGCACUUGUAUCUGCCAGAGGUCUCGCCACGAAAACUUGCAACUGUUAGAAAUGACUAAACUGAUGAUUGAAAUAGUCUCUCGUCGGUUUGAUACUACUAUUUACAUCUAAAUACUCAAAAAUUUUCAGACAGAAAGCCCUCUAUCUGCAGUCUCAUAUCCCCGGAUCAGUUCAUUUUGAUAUCGACGCAGCCAUGUAUCCCGGCGAAUUCGAACGCUUCAGUAUGUACCCGCCAGCCGAAUUCGAGCAGUACGCACAAUUAUUGGGGAUCAAUCAGUCGGAUCAUCUUGUUUUUUACAGUCGCGGGCCUUUUGGUGGGAUGAUGUUCUCUUCCAAGGCAUAUUGGCUAUUCCGAGUGAGUUUUUCAAUUUUUUUUGUUGAAAUUUAGGGUAAAAUACGGUUUAGCCCACUGCACGCCACGAAAAAAGUGGAAAUAGAGAAAUUCGCGGGAAAAUGUUUUGCGACAUUUCAUACGCUGAAACCUUUUCAAGUAAAUACUAAUCGCGCUCAAAAGUCCUGACAAUUUUCGCACCGUGCGAAACUUUGGGUUUUGGACGUCGCCCCUGCAAAUUCGGGUUCGUCGCGCGCAAAAGUGCAUGUCGCUAGUGCAAAAACGGGAAAUUGCGGCGACAAAUGCGAAAUGAAAGAAGAAUGCACGGUGCGAAAGUUCGGUUUUUGGACGUCGCGCCCGCAAAUUCGGGGAAAUCGCGGCGACAAAUGCGAAAAAAUGCACAGUGCGGAUGAAAUGAAAGAGAAUGCACGGUGCGGAAAUUGUCAGGACUUUUGAGCGCGAUUAUUACGCUUUUUCAAAAGUGCAGACACAUUUUCCGGCCUUUUUUGAAACCGCACCGUGCAUGUUGCGCGACGCGAUCCUUUUCGAAACAUUUUGCACUGUGCAAUUCCCCAAAGUUCGCGCCGCCUCCGUUGAGAAAAGCUUGCGUCGCAGCGAUAUUGCAUUUGCACGGUGCAAAAGGUCAAAUGCACCCCGCAAAAAGGGGUUUUGUGCACGGUGCGGCCCACGACAAAAUGUGUCUGCACUUUUGAAAAAGCGUAAUAGUAACAAAAAUGGUUCCAAAAUUCUACUAGUCGCGCCAUAAAGUCCUGACACAUUUUGCACCGUGCGAAAGUUCGGGGUUUGGACGUCGCGCCCCCAAAUUCGGGUUUGUCGCGCGCGAAUGUGCACGUCGCUAGUGCAAAAACGGGAAAUCGCGGCGAGAAAUGCGAAAAGAUGCACCGUGCGGAUGAAAUGAAAGAAGAAUGCACGGUGCGACGUCCAAACUCCGAACAUUCGCACGGUGCAAAAUGUGUCAGGACUUUAUGUCGCGACUAGUAUUACGCUUUUUCAAAAGUGCAGACACAUUUUGUCGUGGGCCGCACCGUGCACAAAACUCCCUUUUGCGGGGUGCAUUUUGACCUUUUGCACUGUGCAGCCGGAUAUCGCUGCGGCGCAAGCUUUUCUCAACGGAGCCGGCGCGAAUUUUUUGAAAUUGCACAGUGCAAAAUGUUUCGAAUCGGAUCGCGUCGCGCGGGGAACACGAAACUUGCACUGUGCGGUGCAAAAAAGGCCGGAAAAUGUGUCUGCACUUUUGAAAAAGCGUAAUAAUAAACAACAAUUUACGUGUGAAACCGGCGAGAAAGCAUCGAAAGGCAUCUAGGAGGUGCACCCCAAACUUCUUAGAUUGAUCAAAGAAGAGAAAAGAAAUCAUAUUGUACUAGGCAAAAUUGGAUCAAAAUCGAUGAAUCUGACCGAAUUCGAGCUCUUCCGGGGUUUGCAGGGCUUUGGUCCUGCUACAACAGACCAAUACUAUCAGUCUGUCGGAAAAAUAACGGCGGAUCGUCGCAGUAAAAUGUCUCGCCUCGCCGCUAUCGCGCACCAAAUCCCAAGUCGCGGCUUGCAGUCGCAAAGCGAUGAUGAGCGAUUCCGAGGCGCGACGAUCCGCCGUUAUUUUUCCGACAGACUGAUAAAUUGAAAUUCAUCAAAUCUUCUUUAUGUCCACCUAAACAUCAAACCAAUAAGAAUAAUUAAAACUACAUAAAUUUUCGACAAUUCAUCGAAUUUGUCGGAUGCAAUCUGAACUCGGAAUUCAAUCUCCACACCCAUUGGUACAUUAUGCUGGCUUUCACAUUCUACUUCAACAUGGACCGGCUGAAAUAUCAAUUAUAUUAUUUUAGGUAUAACCAGAGAAAAUUAUUAGCUCAAUGGCCUAGAAAAACAAAAAAUCAAAAAGGCAACGUCACAAACUUACCUUGAAAUGUUCUAAACGUCGUCUGCUUCCUCUGAUCCAGCUUUGCUCACGCCUUCUCCAGCCCUUUCUUGCGUUUCUCCGUCAGUUCCUGCAAAAUGGUACAAUAACGAACCGACAAGUGCCCUUUUUCGAUAGUAAAAUUUCCAGAUUUCUUCUUUAUAACGUCCGCUAAGAUGUCUCACACAACACCACAUGGCGAUUAAUCAAAAAUCUGGGUGCAAAAAGAGAAAUCCUACCUUUUCUGGAGACACCAUCAGCUCUUGCAGAACGAUGCAGUAAUGAACCGACAAGCGCCCUUUUUCAACUGUAAAACUUCCAGAUCUCUUCUUUAUAACGUCCGCUAGGAUGUCUCACACAAAUCAGAUCAGCUCCUUUGUACCUAAACCGGAUGAGUAAAGAGAAAUCCUACCUUUUCUGGAGACACCAUCAGCUCCUGCAAAAUGAUGCAAUAAUGAACUGACAAGUGCCCUUUUUCUAUAGUAAAAUUUUCCGAUUUCUUCUUUAUAACGUCCGCUAAGAUGUCUCACACAACACCACAUGGCGAUUAAUCAAAAAUCUGGGUGCAAAAAGAGAAAUGUUACCUUUUCUGAAGACACGUCCAUAGCUGCAGAAUCAAUGUUUGGGUCACAGCGCGGUGGGCCGGGCUCCAUGGACUUAUCCGUUACAUUCAACACUUGAAACUCAAAGCAACGUAAUUUUAAAGAUAAUAUACUUCCCGAAAUUGUUCCAUAUCUCAGAGUUACAAUACUAUCUUACACAAUAUUCAUUCCAUCAAAAAAAUCAAAAAUAUUGGGCGCAGCUCGAAAUCUCUAUUUCCAAUUUUGCCUUACGUUUUUCGUGGCGUGCCACUGGGAAUUAAUUUCCGACAAUUUGAAGUCAAUGUGCCUCUGUGGCGCAGAGGCAGUGGGUUGAAUUUGGAAAAAAAUUGGCCCGAGUUCGAGUCCCAGCUCGUUUUUUUUUUUGCAAAUGUAUUUGGGAAAGGGUUUUAAAAUUAUUAAAACAAUUCAAUAAAAAAUUUUUCAGUCCUACGGUCACGAGAAAUUGUCAAUUUUGGACGGGGGUUUCGCGGCUUGGCAAAAGGAAGGGCAAGAAGUGGAGAAAUCAAAGGACUACCCCCAAGUUCAGAAAGGAAAUUGGAAAGCGAAGGACACAGUGGCGCAAUUCAUAAUGCCAUUUGAGGAAUUCAACAAAGAAGGAGGUGUUUUGGACCAUCCGGACCAAUAUAAUCUCCUGGAUUCGAGAAUUCGCGCUCAAUUUGAUGGAAAACAGGAUACAGGACUUGAUCCGAACAGUAAGUCAGGGUCAUUGUGAGCUGUGAGGUUGAUUUUGAUACGAUGCAAUGGAAGGCGACUUCGUAUUUUACAAUUUCUUCCACUUGGACUCGAACUUUUUCCAAAUUUUUUUGAAUUUUUUUACCAGUUGCGCUAUCGGGGCACAGUCCUGGAAGUUGGUAAAAUACGUGGUUUGGAGAAAUUGUCAUUUAAUUUUGCUACUUUUUUCAGAAGUAAAUGGCACCAGAAUUCCACAUACAACGAAUAUUCCGGCGUCUGAAGCCGUUGGCGACGAUGGUCUUCUGAAGCCGCUGGAGGAACUCAAAAAAGGUAAAUUUCAAAUCAAUACGAUCCAAGGGCAUUGGGCAUGACUUUGAAUUUAAUUUUUGGGCUUUUGGACCUGAUUUUAAUUUGAAGCCAGGGCGCAGCUUGCCAACAACAAACCGCUAAUUUAGAAUGAGAAAACGGUGGGGAUGUUGUAAAAUACGCCACAGGCACUUUUACUUUUAUUUCAUUCCAUAAUUUGGCCAUUUUCAAAAGCCGACCUGGGCGCAACUCGCCAAAUUAAAAACCCGAAAUUUGUCGGAAAUCUUUGAAGGUUUUGCUAAAAUAAGACCAAGGUUCGACUAAAUUCGAAUUUCAGGCCUAUUCGCCCCCGAAGAUCCCACAAAACCAGUCAUAACUUACUGUAACACCGGAAUGCAAGCAUCUGUAAUAUCGGUCCUCCAAGACGCCCUAUUCCCCGACCAUCCGGCCCGAAUGUACAACGGCGGUCUCAUGGAGAUGGCGCAACGAGCCCCCAAACGGAUCAGCGACGGCCCGCAACACUUGGUUGAAUAG
Messenger RNA from Bursaphelenchus xylophilus (pine wood nematode), 4990 nucleotides. Lineage: Eukaryota; Metazoa; Nematoda; Chromadorea; Rhabditida; Aphelenchoididae. The record is from the annotation of a GenBank genome assembly.